Ziziphus jujuba (common jujube) is the source of this 5387-nucleotide messenger RNA. RefSeq names its product disease resistance protein RPV1-like. Gene Ontology annotation, molecular function: ADP binding. NCBI's taxonomy places the organism in Eukaryota, Viridiplantae, Streptophyta, Magnoliopsida, Rosales, Rhamnaceae. The transcript has 4 exons. The coding region runs from base 303 to 878 and encodes 191 amino acids. Gene Ontology annotation, biological process: defense response; signal transduction. The record is from RefSeq and is a predicted model, not a curated record.
AGUGCCUCUUGCAUACUUUAUCCACGGUCAAAGCACUGGAAAAGCUUACAAUUUUUUUUCUUAAAUAAUAAAAAAAAAGGCUUACUUUGAAGCAAGCCAAUUCUUUAAAUAUUGGAAGCGAUCAUGUUUUUGAUAUUCCCAAUAAUUAAUAAAAGAGAGCGAUAUCCCAGUGUUGACUUUCCUUAUUUUUUCUGUAAUUUGAAGUCUAUGGCGAUGUCCGGUUUCAUAGGUGACAAUUUUCCCAGAAAAUUAUUUCCUGCAAAAAUCUAUUCUGUUCUGGGUUUCAUUGGUCUUCUGAGACAAUGCAAGGAGCUUCAUCAUCUAAGGAUUUCUCCUGUUCAUCUUCUAAAACUCAUCGAUGGAAAUAUGAUGUUUUUCUUAGUUUCAAAGGAGAAGACACUCGCAAAAGCUUCACUGACCAUCUAUAUGCUGCUAUGCAAAGGAGAGGAAUUGUCACUUUCAGAGAUGAUGAAAGACUAGAGAGAGGAAAACCCAUUUCCCAGGAGCCCUUGAAAGCAAUAGAAGAUUCAAGAUUUUCUGUUGUUAUAUUCUCGAGAAACUAUGCUUCUUCUACAUUGUGUUUGGAUGAAUUGGUCAAGAUUGUUGAAUGUAUGAAAGUGAUGGGCCAAACUGUUCUGCCUGUUUUCUAUCAUGUGGAUCCUUCUGAGGUCAGGAAACAAAAGGGAAGCUUUGAGGAUGCCUUUGAAAUGCAUCAAGAAAAUUUAAAGUGGAAUUUUGAAAAGGUUCAAAGGUGGAGGGAUGCUUUGGCAGAUGUGGCCAAUCUCUCUGGAUGGCAUUUAAGAGAUAGGUACAAUAUUUAUGAUUUUGCUUCUCGUUCCCUUUCCUCCUAUUAUAUCCUCAAACCCUUCAAAUGUUGACACUGUAUCCCAAUAUAUGUUAUUUGCAGAUAUGAGGUAGAUAUCAUCUAAGAAAUUGUUGAAAUGAUAUUCAAUAGAGUGAGUUAUACAUUCUCUAAUAUAAACAAAAACAUAGUUGGAAUGGAAUCCAAAGUGAAGGAAAUGAUUAAUCAUUUAGACUUAGAGAUGAAUGAUGCUGUUCGAAUCAUAGGGAUAUAUGGAAUGAGUGGGGUAGGCAAGAGAACUCUUGCUGAAGUUGUUUUUGAUAAGAUUUCUGAUCAAUUUGAAAGUAGUAGUUUUCUUUCCAACAUCAGAGAAAUUUCUAGAAAGGCUAAUGGUCCAGUAACAUUACAAGCUCAGCUUCUUUCUGAAACCAAGGAAAAAGAUAGUAUUACAAUAUGGACUGCUAGAGCUGGAGCCUACAUGAUCAAGAAUUGGCUUUUUCGUAAAUGGAUUCUUCUAGUUCUAGAUGAUGUAGAUAGACUGGACCAAUUAAGUGUAUUGGCUGGAUCGCAUGAUUGGUUUGGCCUAGGAAGUAGAAUCAUCGUAACAGCUAAAGAUAAACAUGUGUUGAUCGAGCAUGGAGCUGAUGAAAUAUUUCAGCUCUGUGGAAUGAAUCAGUAUGAAGCUCAAGAGUUUUUUUGCCUAAAAGCUUUUAAAAGUAGGCAUCCUUUAGAAGGUUACAUACAGCUGUCUAAUGAAUUUGUAAAUUAUAUAAAUGGGCUUCCAUUAGCCCUUGAAGUGUUUGGAUCCUUUGUGUUUGGUAGAACUGUUAAGGAAUGGGAAAGUGCAUUAAAGAGGCUAAAAGAAGUUCCUAACAGAGAAAUAUUUGCUGUACUGCGCAUAAAUUAUGAUGGAUUAGAGGAAAUAGAAAAGAAGAUUUUUCUUGACAUUGCAUGUUUUUUCAAGGGCGAUGACAAAGAUCAGUUAAUCAAAAUACUGGACAGUUGUGGUUUGAGUGCAGAAAUUGGAAUAAGAGUUCUAAUAGAUAGAUCUCUUGUUACUCUUUCGGACAAUAAACUCUGCAUGCAUAAUUUGGUACAAGAAUUGGGUCUACGAAUUAUUCACCUAGAAGAACCUGCAGAGCCAGGCAAGCGUAGCAGGGUGGGGCGCAAUGAGGAUGUUCAACAUGUCUUGAUGGGAAAUACGGGAACAAAUGCAGUUGAAGCCUUGAUCAUUAAUUGUUCUGAGGAAGAAUGGGAUCAAGAAUGCAUUCGCUGCAGUCCCAAAGCUUUCUCAAAUAUGAGUAGACUUAGAUUGCUGAAAGUCAGAAGAUAUUUAGACUUUCCUCAAGGCAUUGAAUAUCUCUCAAAGGAGUUAUGUUUUCUUGAAUGGUUUCAGUAUCCUUUAAAAUAUUUACCAUCAAGCUGUUUCCCACCAAACAAAAUUGUUGAAAUCAUAAUGUGCUACAGAAAAAUUGAAAGACUUUGGACUGACCUUGGAGAACCUCAGAUUGAUCAAUCUUAAACUCUCAUAACUCAAUUGAGACUCCAGACUUCACAAGAGUUCCAAAUCUAGAGAGAUUAGUUCUUGAAAGUUGCACAAAGUUAGUUCGGGUUCACCCAUCUAUAAGCUCUCUGAAAAGGCUUACUCUUCUGGAUUUGAGACAUUGUUUCUGCCUUAGAAGUCUUCCAAGAGCAAUUGAAACAGAAUCUCUUGAAAUCCUUAUUCUUUCAGGCUGCCCAAGAGUUACUCGAAUUCCUGAAUUUCUAGUAACUAUGAAGCAUUUAUCUGAACUUUGGUUGGAUGAAACUAGGAUUAAGGAGUUGCCCAUUUCAGUGAUUAAAAAUUCACCUGGGCUGGCUUUAUUAGAUCUAAGUAGGUGUCAAUAUCGUAGAUGUCUUCCUAGUAACAUUUGUGGCAUGGCCUCUUUGAAAAAACUAAAACUCAGUGGGUGCUCAAGGCUUCAAGAGCUGCCGGAGAACUUGGGGGACGUGAAGUGUUUGGAGGAGCUUAUUGUGAGCAGAACUGCUGUACGAAAGUUUCCUUCUUCACUGAUUUGUUUGAAAAACCUUAAAGAAUUAUCUUUUUGUGGAUGGAAAGUGUCAGCGCCUACACCAUAGUAUAGGCGCCUUCCUUUUUGACCAAUUCCCAGAAGUGAAGGACCUAUUGGUUUCAUGUUGCCUACUUUAUCUAAUUUUUCUUCUUUGAGAGAAUUUAAUCUAAGUGAUUGCAAUCUUUCAUUUGGAGCAAUCUCCAUGGAUCUUGGCUGGUUAUCAUCACAGAAAGUUGAAUCUAAGUAGAAACAACUUUUCUAGCCUGCCUGCAAGUAUUUACCAACUGUCCAAGCUGAUCAUUCUUGAUUUGGAAUCCUGUAGAAUGCUUCAAUCAUUACCAGAGCUUCCAUUAAACAUACAGUACAUGAAGAGCCAAGAUUGUACAUCACUUGAAACAUCCUCUGAUCUUUUGAAACUAGUCAAUUUGUCAGAGGCAACAAUUUCAUGUAUAAAUUGCUUUCAAUUGGUUAGACAUGAAGGCUGCAGUCAGAUUCUCCAUGCAUGUUCAAAAGAUACAUUCAGGGACUGUCUUAUCUAAGAUUUGAUAUCAUUGUUCCUGGAAGUGAAAUUCCAGACUGGUUCAGCCAACAAUGUUCAGGUCCAAGUUUAGUUAUACAGCUACCUUCAGACUGUCAUGAAGCUAAGUUUUCAGGUUUUGCUUUGUGCACUGUUUUUGUGGUCAAAGAGCAUAUAUCUAAGAAACUAUCUACUUCCUUUUCUGAUCAUUACGAGCAUAGCAUUGGAAAAGUUAGGCCCGUGACAAUAAGCUUGGAUGUCAUAUAAAAAUUAACGGAUGAUUUUUCUCAUGCACCUAUUUUUUGGUUUAAGAAGAACUAGACAAUAUUGACUUAAAUAUUGAUGCAAAACAUCUUUGGUUCCUCUUUUUGUCCAGUCAUUAUUUUCGCACAACUUUUCUGAAUAGUUGCAAUAGUUUUGAGUUUUCAUUUGAAGUUAAAGGACCAGGCUUGGAGGUGAAACAGAGUGGAUCCUUUUUGGUAUAUGAGCAAGAUGUCAAAAAGUUCUACCACUCAAUCACCAACCCAUCUUUGACGAGGGAUGAAUCUGUGUACAAGGAUAAUUUGGAAAUAUCUUGAGAUUUUUGAAUGAAUUUUUUCAUACAAGAUGUAGAAAUGAGAGUUUGUAGAUCUGAGUAAAUGAAAACAAUGAUCAUAAAUUGAAUGGUCUAUCUUUCUUACUAAUCUGUAAACCAAUCAUUCCAUUAUGUCUUGGUAAAUGAAAACAAUGAUCAUAAAUUGAAUGAUUUAUCUUUUCGUGGAUGGGAAUUGUCAGCACUUGCACCAUGGUAUGGAUGCCUCCCUUUUCAACCAAUUCCUAGAAGUGAAGGACCAACUGGUUUCAUGUUGCCUUUUUUUUUUAUCAAAUUUAUCUUCUUUGAGAGAAUUAAAUCUCAGCAAAUUGCAGUCUUUCUGAUGGAGCAAUCCCCAGUUAUCUAGGCUGCUUGUUAUCACUAAGAAAGUUGAACCUAAGUACAAACAGCUUUUCUAGCUUACCUACAAGUGUCUGCCAACUCUCCACGCUGACCAUUCUUGACUUGGAAUCUUGUAGAAGGCUUGAGUCAAGACCAGAACUUCCAUUAAGCAUACAUGAAGAUUCAAGAUUGUACAUCCCUGGAAACACCCUCUUAUCUUUUAAAACUAGGCAAUUUGUCCGAGCCAACAAUUUCAUGUAUAAAUUGCUUUCAACUGGUUAGAAAUGAGGCUUCAACCAAGUUCUCCAUGCCCUGGUCAAAAGAUAUAUCCAGGUCAGUCCCUUUUAUUGUCCUUCAAUUGUCUAUUCACUCCUCACAAAUACAUUCAGUGUAUAGUAUACCUUGUUUUGUUUUGUUUGUUUCCCCCUUUUUUUUUUUGUUUUUUUUGUUUUUUUUUUUUUGUCUUUGUCCAGGGACUUUCAUAUCUAAGAUCAAGAUUCAAUAUCAUUAUUCCUGGAAAUCGAAUUCUGGACUGGUUCACUCAAUGAUGUACAGGUUCAAGUGUAGUUAUAUGCCUACCUCCAGAUUGCAACGAAGCUAAGUUUGCAGGUUUUGCUCUAUGCACUGUUAUUGUGGUCAAAGAGCAUCUAUCCAGGAAGAUACAUUCUAAUUCUUUUUUCGGUUGUUGUUCACAUAAGCUUGGAUGUCAUAUUAAAGUUAAUGGACAUGAUUUUUCUCAUGCACCUAACUUUUGGUUUAACAAAGAACUAAACAAUAUUGACGCACAACAUCUUUGGCUCCUCUUUUUAUCCAUCAUUAUUUUCACAUAACAUUUUACAAUAGUUGCAAUUGUUUUGAGUUGCUAUUUGAAGUUAAAGGUCCAGGCCUGGAGGUGAAACAGAGUGGAGCCUGUUUGGUAUACGAGAAAGAUGGAGAAAAACUUGUACCAGUCAAUGACCAACCCAUCUUGGAGGAGUAACAUAUCUGUUUAUGAUGAUAACUUGGACAUCUCUUCAGAUUUUCAAAUGAAUUUUAUCAUACAAGAUGUAGAAAUGAGAAAACAGUGAUAAUGAAUCGAACGGUCUAUCUUUCUUAGCAAUCUAA